AUACCCGUCAUAAAAUGGAAUUGGAAACGAUACUCUUGGUCUACAUCCUUAUCCCGCUCCUACUUAUCCACUUAUUCACUACCCUGCAUUAUUUCAAGGAUGUGCCCGACUUAUACCUUGCAGAGCAAUCCGAAAUUGAUGCCACCAGACACGUCAAUGAAUCACCUAUUUAUCGGUCUAACAAGCUAGAAAUGGGACUUCGAGUAGGUUUAGGAAUUCGGUAUGAUCUGUACAAACUCCGCGCGGGAAACUUACGAGAUAUUUGGAGCGUCAAGAGUUUACAGUUUGGUGAUGAGGUUGUUAUUAAUGACAUCCGCUUCAAAUGGGCCGAGAUUAAUUAUAUGGUUGAUAAAAUUUCUAAACAGCUUAAGGGAGUCAAAGUGGUUAGAAUUCCUUUGGAACAUAGAAUUGAUAUCAAGUGGGUAAUUGUGUUAAUUGCUGGGUUCAUCAAUCAGAUUACUGUCGAGUUUUAUGAUGUAGGUGAAGGAGAAGGAGCAAAUAUCGAUGAUAUUGAUACUACUGGUGAAGGUGAGUUAUACGAAUACAAAAAUCAGUAUCUGUCAGAAAAGGACAAGGGUAUUUCAUUGAGAAUAGUAAGACACAAUCAAGGCGCAAUUGAAAAGUCUACUAUUGAAUUCACCCAAUUGAAUAUUGUAUGCGCUGUUGCAUCUACUAUCAAGCAUUUGCCUGCUCUGCAAGAGAUUGGAAAGGAUGACACCAUGGUUAUUGUUCCUAGCAAAAAUAUCUCCAAUGAAGAAUUACUCAAUGUGAUUACUAAAUUUUUGACAUGCUUAGUUACCCAUGCUAAACUUGUGAUUGCUGGAAAUCCAGAUGACAUCACCAAAUACAACCCAACAAUCUUGUCUAUACAUGAAGAUAAUUUGCCAACACCACAAGCAAACUAUCUUAGCUAUAUUAACAAAGCGAUUAUAUCUCGAGGAAAGUUACUUCCAGGACAACUCCGAAUUAUUUACAUCAACAAUAGAAUAACCAGUUGCAAAUAUACCGCCAAACAACUUUCACAUCUUCGUGGGAUAUAUAGUGCUAGAAUUAUUCGAGAACUGGGAUAUUACAAUAUUAUUGGACCUUUGAUUUUGACUGAUUUUUACGAUUAUCGUACGUUUGCUAAGUUUUCGUAUGGAUGUAUAUCCCAAUCGGUUGAAAUGAAAAUUGUUGCUACUAAUGAACAGAAUAUUGGACUUUUGAGUGUUCGCGGGUAUGUGAUUGGUAAAACUACUAAUAUUAUGAAAGAUAAGCAUCAUAAUAGUAACAGUAGCACCAUGCACGAAAAUGAAGGGUUUAUGCCAGUUAAUGUCAGAUGUAAAUGGGGCAGUGAUGGUUGUCUAUAUGUGAUUUAAAUUAAAAAAUAUAUGUAUAUAGAUCUAUUAAAUAUAUGAAACUUAAACUACUCUUUGUUUCUUCGGACAAGGAACAUCGUCAACUCGGGCACGCUUUAACAAUUUUGGUUCUUCAUCUUUGACAAUAAAGAUUUUCUUGUUUAAUUGAUUGAUGAAGUAUUGAGAAAACUUGAUUUGAAGAAUGUUCAAGUUAUCUUCAUUGAAGUCAGCAAAGAACUUGGUCCAUUUUGUUAAUUUAACUUCAAUGGUUUCUUGUUUGGUUUCCCACAUGAUAUUGGAGUUGUUCAGAUCGAUUAAAUGGCAUUUUAUAAAGUCGUAGCCGAAAAUCAUAAGAACAUUACACCAAUUCUCAUACUUGUCUCCGUUUAAGCUUAAUUCAAAUUGUAACAUCUGCAAGCAUUUGAAUUCAAGUUCCUUGAUAACUUUAGUAGAACUUGAUUCCAAGCCACAAAUCUUGAGCCAGGACUUGAAGGAGUAGUUAUAGUCUUGGUUGAAUUUAGAAGCCAAAAUGACUAAACCAAGAAAGAGUUUCUUAGGAUCGGUAAUAGUAAUCUUCUCUUUCUUGUUGAUAAGCUUAGUCAAGUAAAAACAAGCAAGUUGGAGGGUUUGAAUUGACGUUUUUGACCGCUUGAGAAUCUCAACAAUGAAAAUGGAAAGAUUUGUUUCAUUGAUUUUGGACUCAGAGUACAAAAUCUUAAUCAAGUUGAUGGUACAGUUGACCAAGAUCGAAUUGAAUUGAGAUUUCGUUAAAUGGGAUGUGUAGUAGUAUGAAUUGAUAGGGGAGACGGGAAUAGUUGAAACAGUUGGGGUAGUUGGGUCUUGUUUUGUGGUUGGGGUAGAACUAGGAGUCAACAACGAAGCAGUGCUAUUGUUUCUGGCGAUAGUGGCCACGGGCUCGACUGUCUUUGUCUUUGGUGAAAUUGGUGUAUCCAUUUUUGGGUGCAAAAGUGUAACUCGACUGAGGGGAACAAAAAGUAGUAAGAAAUAGCAAAAAUCAAAAUGUGUAAACUUUUAAAUAAAGCUUAGUAAGAUUGUUUCAUUAUGAAUCUGUAACCUGGAGGGGAAAAUGAUGUAAAAAUAAGUAAUAAUGUGCUAACCUGUAUAUCUCACUGAGUAUAUCAAGUUAUUCUAUGAAGUAAAUUAAACCAAAAAAAAAUAAUACCUAACCUUAAAAAAUGUAAAAUAAAAAAUCGUUAAAAAAAAAUCAAAAGUAACAGUUGUUAUGUGUCGUUAAGUCGUGUGUAAAUAGUAAUCGUAGUAAUGGUAAGUUGUAAUAUCGUUUGUUUUGUUUGUUGAAAGAAAAAGUCGUACAACAGUAAAGAAAACAAAUC
Messenger RNA from Spathaspora passalidarum NRRL Y-27907, 2689 nucleotides. RefSeq lists its product as uncharacterized. The record is from RefSeq and is a predicted model, not a curated record. The transcript has a single exon. Lineage: Eukaryota; Fungi; Ascomycota; Pichiomycetes; Serinales; Debaryomycetaceae. The coding region runs from base 15 to 1358 and encodes 447 amino acids.